This is a messenger RNA of Dibothriocephalus latus, 336 nucleotides long. The record is from the annotation of a GenBank genome assembly. NCBI's taxonomy places the organism in Eukaryota, Metazoa, Platyhelminthes, Cestoda, Diphyllobothriidea, Diphyllobothriidae.
AUGGGCUGUCAUGAUGGCACAAAGAAGAAUGAUCCGGCGGAGGGCGUUGAUGGCUGUGCGGAUGAGUGUGCCAGGCAACCGAAGGUUAUCCUGUUCCCUGUGAUCGUCUCAGCCUCUGACUCCUCAGUCCUUGAGACGGCCUACCUACAGGUCAACCAUCUAGCGGAUGAACCGAAUCUUAGCCUCCGUUUCCUCACAAAGCCCAACUACCAUUCCACGCUGCUGUUUUCGGACAUGGAGAUGGACAGCGACGAGAAGCCGCAAUUCUUUAACGAGGUGAUGGCCAAGGAGCCAACAUUCGUCUUCUUCAAACAGGACAUCACAGGUAUCAGGUAA